Molecule: messenger RNA, 4632 nt
Organism: Paramecium sonneborni
Lineage: Eukaryota; Ciliophora; Oligohymenophorea; Peniculida; Parameciidae
Source: the annotation of a GenBank genome assembly
AAUGAAGAAUUUCUUGAUAUUGCUAAAUAUCUUAAUUUUUUCAUCUUUUGGAUAGGUUUGUGGUAAGUUAUAGAGAUUUAUGUGUUAGAUACUAUUUAAUAGUAAUAUAAUGUAUAUGGUACUGUUAAUGAGAUUUAGGAAUGGGAUAUGAGAAGAUUUUUUUUUAAAGGAGAGAAUCUAAAAUUUAAAAUAAAUGAAGAUUGUCCAUAUUUUGAAACAAUAGAUCCAUUUGCAGAGAUAGGAGAUCCAAUUAGUCAUAGAGAUCGUAAUUAAAUAAUAAUAAAAAUUAAGCUUCAAUUGGAAUAAUAAGAAGUCUUAAGGCGUAUAGAUCAUUUGAAAAUGGAGCAUGGUUGAAUGAUUUCAUUUUCUUAGAGUAAAAUAAGACAGAUGUAGAUGUAUUUUAUUCUUAUGGGUAUAUAAAUUGAAUAUUUCUUUAUAGAGAUCCUUAAAAGAUGGAUAAAGUUCCUUCAUUUAGUGGAUAAAUAAAUGCCAGAAAUUAAACUAAAAAUUUUGUAUGUUUCGAUGUGGAUUUCUUGACAAAUAGUAAAAUAGUUGUGGAUUGUUAUUAAAAAGAUUUAGAUGAUGAAACAAAGGGAUAUAUGAAUGGAUUCAUAGUAGUAGAUGUGGCUAGUCCAGAUAAAUAUGCCCUAUUUCCUAAUGAGCAUCCUGAAGGUUAUAGAUACAACUUUACAGAAUAUCGAAAAAUUCUAUUCCACAAUUACACUUAUUCAAAUGGUGAUAGAUAAGCUUUGUUAUUUAGAGGAGAACCUACUUGGGCAACAGAACAUGCAGAUUUAGUAAUUGAUAAAUUGGAUGAUGAUUGUGAAUUAGAAGUUUACAAAUUCGAUAAUAAGUUUAAUUUAACUAACCCAUCUCCUGUUGCUGUAUUAACUAAAAAAGUAUUAGCAAAUUUAUUAGGAACUUCUGAAGCUUAAUAAAAGUUUUAUUUAGUGGAUUUUUAAUUAGAACCUGAUGGUAGUAUAUAUGUUUUAGAUGCUUUUAAUGGAGUUUAUGUUUUAUAUUUUGAAUCUGCUAAUCUAGAAUGGAAACUCAAAAAUCAUAUUAAUCCUCCUUAUCUUACACCAUGUUUUGGAUUUGAUUUUAAUUAUUUAGAGGGUAGUAAUGGAAAUAUUACCUAUCAUUUGGUUUUAGUAUUUAAAAAUUCAGUAAAUUUUUAUGAAAAUGAUGUUCAAAAAUUUUCAAUUAAAACUCCAAAUAUAACUAGUUAUAAAAAUUUAUAAGUUUAAAUGAGUUAAUAUUAUUUGGUGUUAAGAAUAGAUACAUAUCUUCAUUUAUAUCAUUCAGGUACAGGUGAAAAAUUAUAUACAUUUACUUAAAAUUUAUUUGAUUAAGUGAUUAUUAAUCCAUAUGAACCAGAUUUAUUAGGAGUAAAUGAGAAUUCUGCUCAUAGAUUCUUAAUAAGCAAUGGUUUGCUUCGUUUAAAGUAUUUGGAUAGUUCUAAUGAUGGAAUGAAACCUUACACAUUGAGAGCUAUAUCGUUAGAUAAUUCUUCAAAGGAAUGUUAAGUAUCUAUUAAUGUACAGGUGCUAAAAAAAAAUGAUAUUUCAAUUAGAGCAUAAAGUUAUCAUCCAUUUCCAGCAUCUUUAACAGUCCCUUCUCCUCCAAUUCCAAUAGAUUUGAUAGCAUCAGGACCAAACUUACAAUAUAAUUCAAUAGUAUCCCUUGAAAAUUCAAGAGGCAAUAACAAAGUAAUUUUAACAGUUAAAUCUGUUUGGAAUUUAUAAUUAAAUGGAAUUACCCCACCAGAAGCCAAAGAUGUUGAAUAUUCUGAUGUUUUAGUCAAUGAAAAUUCAGGUGUAUUUUAUUUACUAGUUCAAAUUCCAUCAAAGGAGAUAUUUGUUUACAGAUGCUCUCAUAAAUUGAAUGAUCAUGAAUAAGCUGAUUGUAAGAAUUAUGAUAAAUUUUAAUUGGAUCAUAUAAUUGAUAAGAAAAAACACUCAUUCGAAUGGUGGAUAUAUACUCUUUAUGUCACCUAUAUGUAUUAGGAUACUGAUUUUACUAUUUAAAUAUAUACAAGUGCAGGAGGAAAUGUUUAGCAUAUUGGCACAAUAGAAGUUGAUAAAAGUUCACCUGAUAAUAAAAUAGAUUCUGUAACCUUUUUAGAAGAUGAAGUUUAUGUUGUUUAAUCAAAAUUAAAAAAGGUUUAAAUCUAUUCAAAAUACAUGCCUUUUUAAUUGAUCUAUGAAAUUAAUGAUAAUAAAUUAGCAUAAUUUAAUGUAAAAGGAAAUUUUACACCUUAAAGAGUAUUUGCAAAUAAGAAAGCUAAAUCCUCUUUGAUUUUUAUCUAAACAAUAAAUUCAUUGUUUAUAGGAACAUUUUCUAAUGAUAAAAUUUCAUCCUUUAUUUUACAAAAAGAAAUUUCUUUACUUCCUGGAGCAUAAGUUGAAGUAGCAAUAGGAAUUGAAAACUUUUUCAUUGUUUAAAAAUUAGAUGACAAAGAUGUAAUUGAAGAAUACAAUUAUAAACAUAUGUAGAUAAUAUAUAAAACAAAAGAAUUACCUUUAUAUGAUUAUAAAUUGUAAAAUCCUUUAACUGUAGAUUAUUCUUCUUAAACAGGAUGGCUCUUUGUGAGAGCAAAAGAUGAUAAAUAAACUGUUAUUUUAGUUUAUGAACCAGGAGUAGUAUCACAUAUAUGUCUUCACAAAGUACUAGAAACUAAAGCUUUAGAUUUAGAUGGAUAGACAUUUGAUAUGGCUGUGGAUGGUAGUAAUCAAAUGUUUGCCUAUUUUAAUAAUAAUACUAUUCAUAGAUUUUUAAGUAUAUUAGCCGAUGCUGAACUUUAUGCAACUCCUAUUUUAGAUUCCUAAGAUUAUGUUUCGGAUGUUAUUGUAGGAAUUGAAAUCACAAAUUUCCCUAAAAACAAUCCAUUCUUAGUUUAAAAUAGUAUGAAGAUUCUUAAUUCUCAAAGUACUGUGACAAUCAAUUAGAAAUUAUUUGAUAGUAAAUAAAAGGUCUUUAAAUUUGUAAAGUAGGAAGCUGAAUAAAUUAUUGAUAUGGAUACCAAUUGGUAUUCUGGAUAGGUUACAAGUUUUUAUGUUAUAUGUUAAAAAUGUGGUUCAAAUUUAACUAUAAGGCCUAAUAUUUAAAGAGUUGCUGAUGGAACAGAUAUGAAAUAUGAUAUUUCUGAUGGAGCAGUUUAUGGAAAAUAUGGUUAAGUAUAUUAAGCUAAAAAUUCUUUAAUUUUCUAAGAUUAAAAGGGUAAAUUUUUAUCAAGAUUUGAUAUGAAAUUGACAUCAGAAAGUUGUGAAUUGGUUGCUGUAUCAGAAGAUUUAAGUUUUAUAUUGUCUAGUUGGCAUAAUACUAAAAAUGAAGUUGGUGUUUAUGUUAGUAUAUGUUCAUAACAAACAUAAUAACCAUAAUGCUAAUAAUAUAGAUAAGGAACAUAAGUUAUAGGUGGAAUUUAAUAGAUAUCUAAAAUUUAAAUGGUUGAUAACAAGAAUAUAAUUAUUUUGAAUUCUAAUCCUGAAAAUUUUGCUUCAAUAGAUAAUAUGAUUAUUGUGGCAACAUUUAUUUAUGAUGAAAAAAGUUUUUCAAUUUCAAAUAAAUAUCUUAUAAAUGAUUAAUAUGUUGGAACCAAAUUAUUAUAGAUUGGUGAUUUUGACAUUGUUAAAUAUUAAGUUAAUAGUGUGAACUAUAACACAAUUAUUUUUACAGAUAUUAAUUAAGGUCUUUAUUUUGCUCAUUUCGCCUAUGAUGCUUAAGGAGCUUUCUCUAAAACUACUUCAGAAUUAUUUAAAAUCUAAACUAUUCAAGAUAAUUAACUUCAUCUUGAAGACGAUACAAAAUUUUAUUAAGUUAAAGUAAUCUCUAACUAAGUUUCUGGAACUACUCUAUAACUAAAUAUUUUAGUAACAACAAAUAAUGUGGCACAUUAUGUACUUGCUUUUGAUUUAGAUGUAUCCUAACCUGCUUAAUCAAUUUCAAUAAUUAAGAAAAAUACAAAAUUAUUAUACGUCCUUACUCCAUACGGAACAUGGCCUACUAUUGAUAAACUUGCUUAUGUGAAUGGACAUGUUGCUAUUCCAUAUACAGAUGAAAAUUAUGUACUUAUUGGAAUUUAUGAUGUUCCUAAUGAUAGACCAACAACUGUGAAAUCUAUUCCAUUUACUCAUUCAGUAAUUGCGGAUUACUAGAAAGCUUUACCUAUUGAUUUUGCUCUAUUAUUAACUAAAGAUUCAGAUUCUAAAUUCGUAAUUUAUAUUAUUUAUUUUAGCCUAAUCUUUAUGUAAAUAUUGAUUAUGAUAGAAAAUCAGAGGAAUAUUUAAUUUAAAAAUAUUAAUUAAGAGCUGAUCCAUAAUUAGUUCUAAAAAAUUCAACAAAUCUUGAUGAUGAAGUUCCUAUAACCAUUUAGCUCUCAAAUUAAUUUACAUAAUCUGUAGGCUAGGCUUAUUUGUCAAUAAAUGGUUCUCCUCCUCCUCCUCCUCCUAAACCAGAUGAUGAUGAAUCAAGGUAUAUUUUCAUACUUAUUUAAAGUUCAAAUUGGUGGUGGAUUACUUUAAUUGUUAUAUUUGGAGUAGCUUUGCUUGGAGUUGGUGGUUAUUUUGCUUAUAAAAAAUUUUAUAAAAAAGAGGGUUAUCUUAUUGCAUGAUGACUUAAACUCUUAUACAACUG